AUGCCUGCAUCACCACAGGGUCCAAAAUCACCGGAUGCUCCUAAGUCUCCUAGUGAUUUAGGAUCAAACAUUGGGUCACCAGAGCAACCUGAACAGUAUUCUUCAGCACCACCUUCUGCUGGUGAAGGACCAAAAUCUCCACAAUCACCUGGUAGCUCGGUAAAGUCUCUGCCUGGUUCACUUGGCUCUAGGUCACAACCUGUGUCUCCAGAUUCUGCAUCCCAAAUAACAUCACCUCCAAGGAAACCUCAGCGCCGUUCUCCUACCUCUAGUCCUUCUCCAGAUAGAAAAUCAUCACAGUCAUCACCAGUAAGAUCACCAUCAGUUAAAAAAACUGAUUGGAGUCCUAAAGAAAAAUGGAGGAGGCAUACUAAAGCAGAACAGAAGAUGGUGACAAUUCCACACUGCCGUAGUAGAUCAGAAUCUAGCCAAUCUAGUAGAAGUUCUUCAUAUAAUAAGAGAGCAAGUAUAAGGGACCCAGCUACUGAAGAAAUUUCUGAAGGAGAAAUGGAAUCAGAUCAAGAAGAUCUUAAAUCUCAAAGCAAAACAAUGGCAACUGAGAAAAAUGAUUUAAAAGAUCACAACAUUAGUCAUGAGGACUUAUCAGAUGUAUCUGAUUUAGAUUCAGUUGGACCAGAAGAUGACAAAGAUACAAAGUUAAAGACACCACCAGCAUCACCAGAAAGAAAACAAGAUAUUAAUACAAAUGGGAAAAUGAUUAAUUCACAAUCAUCGCCAAAAUCUGAUGGUGGUAAAAAUGAUGUACCAAAAUUAGACAAAGUACCCCAAGAAAAAACAAGCAAUACAGAGGAUGGAGAAGAGCAACUGGAUUUUGAAGCUGAAGAAGGGGAAUGUAUAGAACCUAAAUCAAAAGAUAAAUCUAAUGGAGAAUUGGAGCAAGCUGGUGACAAAGCUACGGAGGAAGCUAAAGCCGCGCGUCGAUCGCGAGGUUCUUCGUUGGAAGAGGGAGAGGUGUCUGAUGAGGCUGAACGUAGGCCAGAAGAAAGCGAACCGCGACCCGUUUGCCGAUUUUUUUCCCGUGGCGCAUGUACAUGGGGUGUUAGUUGCAGGUUUCUGCAUCCCGGCGUUACGGACAAAGGGAAUUAUAACAUGUUUGACGUGGUGCGCGGAGUUCCUACGGGCGGGCCAUAUACCGCGCCGCCGAGAGACGUCGCUCCACCCGAAUCGGCCUGGGAGAGAGGCCUGCGUACUGCUAAAGAGAUGCUGAGGAUAGCGAACAAGCGGAAGGAGCAGGACAUGGACUUUGAGGAGAAGAAGCUGCACCUGUCCGUGGGUGGUGUCGUGCACGACCCGGACGCGGAGCUGGCGUACGCGGCGGCCGCCGUGGGCGCCUCGCCGCCGCACCAGCACGACCUGCCCGCCCACCGCGAUCCCGAAAUGUACAGCCGACCGUACGGGCCAAUGUACCGGGGUCGCGGCUUCCCUCGCCCCGGUAUGGACGAGCGCGAACGCUUUUACGACCGGGAGCGGAUGUACGAGCGGGAACGGAUGUACGAGCGUCCGCCGCAUUUCGACGAGCGCGCCGCCCCACCUGAGGAGUUACCAUUCCACAAGAGACGUGUUCGCUCGUCGAGGGAAGUCAUAGUGCAGAGGGCGGAGGUGGAGCGCCGCGAGGGGCGCGAGGGUCGCAUGCGCGAGGGGCGCGAGGGGCGGGAGGUGAGGGAGGGGCGCGGCGACGACUGGUCCGACCCGUGGAUGCGCGCAGAGCCCGCCGCGCGCCGCCGACGCCCGCCCUCCUCGGAAGAGUCCUACAGCACAUCCAGCUCGCGUAGCUCGGGCUCGGCCGGCGCACGCCGCAAGAAGAGGGCAACUUCGUCCACGCGUCAAAGACUGUCGCCGUCGGUGAUCGUGCGGGAGCGGCGGCUGGCGACCGCGCGCGCCACCGCCAUGAACCCGCCGGCGCCGCGCCGCCGCGCGCCCUCGCCCGCCGCCGCGCGCCAGCUGGCCGCCAACCCGCCGCCGCCCGCCUCGCACCGCCACAAGGAGGAAUCGGAUCCAUACGGGCGGAGCAAAGCGUCGAGUCGUAACAGAAAUAGGAAGAAAUAUUCAAGAUCAUCAUCAUCCGGCUCUGAGUCCUCGUCGUCGUCCAGCGAGUCGGAGAGCGAGUCGCAUUCGUCGUCGACGUCGGGCAGCUCGGGCACGCGGCGGGCCCGGCACGCGCGCCUGCUCAACGCCGCGGCGCGCCCCAGGCUUAACGCUAAGACGAGUGCCGGUCUAGCGGCAGCUGUUUCAACAGUAGUCAGCAAAAAGGAGGGUCCAAGUGAUAAAGAGAUUGCUGGGAAGAAACGCUCUGCAACGUCACCCAUAAGCGGCGGCGCACCGGCUAAAAAAUCUGUCUCAAGGAGGGAGGAGUUAUUAAAGCAGUUAAAAGCAGUUGAAGAUGCGAUAGCUAGGAAGCGUUCAAAAAUA
Iphiclides podalirius (scarce swallowtail) is the source of this 2430-nucleotide messenger RNA. The record is from the annotation of a GenBank genome assembly. Lineage: Eukaryota; Metazoa; Arthropoda; Insecta; Lepidoptera; Papilionidae.